AUGAUCAGCACUCCGAAGCCCUUGGGCGUCAGCGCCUCCAACAUAAAGAAGAGGGUCGUCGCGAAGCUUGCCACGACCUUCAAAGUCAAGCCCCGCUUCUCGAGCAACCAGUCGCCCGACGAUGUGGCAGACAGCUUCGAGGAGUGUAGCUUCGACAGCCGCGGUCGCAUCAGCGAGGUCGUCCAGAAUGUGAAGGACACCUCCACGCUGACCACCGCGAUGGCCAACAUCGGCCUGCAACCACCCACGGACAAUGUCCAGGCCUCCGAGCCCACCACCGACGCCGUUUCCUCUACGGAGGGCGGCCCAUCCACCCCUAUUCCAACCCCCGCUACCGCCAUCGGCAACACUGCCUCAGCCGAUGUUAUCGAUGAUGCCCAGGCUUCGUCGGCCCCCGUCCCAUCUACCACUACUAUUGCUACCACUACCACCACUACCACCACCACCCCAACUACCCCUUGCAUCGUCAAGCCUGUGCCGGUGACGCCCGUCCCCUACUCAGUCUUCCAGGAAGGCUGCAGGAUCGCCGCCGACCAGCUUCGCGACCGCGCGUCCCCGCGCCGCGACACCCGCCGCUACAGCCCGCUCUCCUCGCGCAGCGGCAAGACCACCACGAGGGACCGCGUCCGCGCCAUACGCGGCCUGUCCGACGACGAGUCCGACGACAGCGCCUACAGCGUCCGGUCCCCGUCGCCCAAGCACGCCCUCGGGCACCUGCUCAACGAGCAGGACAUCGCGCCCGUCUCGCGCGAGGCCUCGCCUUCGCCGGCCUACGCCGCUGUCGCCGCCGCCGCCGCCGCUGCCGUUCAGCCUGAGGCUGUUGACGACGCUACCCACCACGAGGCCGCGCGCGCCGAGCUCGCCGAUGACGAGGGCGACGAGUCGAGCGUCAAGAAGACCAAGGUCACCACCGCUCGCACCACCAGCCUUGACACGCGCAAGGUCCGCCAGAAGGCCUCCGCGAUGGUUCGCAAGCUGGACAACGGCAGCCGCCACGCCGUGCAGAAGAGGAAGAAGGCCUCUGCCAGGCGCCCGGUCAAGAAGAAUAUCCACCCACCCGCCUGCUUCUUGUGGGCCCUUUAUUUCAACCGGGUUGCCGAUGGCACCGCGACGGAGGAGGACAGGAAGUAUGUUGAGCAGCAGGAGCGAGAGCAGUACGGGGCGAUGAGCGAUGAGGAGGAGGAGGAAAGCGAGGAGGAGAGGUGCGAGGAGGAGGCGAGAGGUGUUACGGGGGAGAGGAUGGGCGAGGAGGAGAGUGACGAGGAGGAGUCGGAGAUGGAGGAGGUCAUGGGCGCCGACGACUCGUUCGUCGUGUGUUUCAGCCUCUCGCCCGCGUCGUUUUCGGACGACGAGGAGAUGGACAGCUCGGAGGACGAGUUCCUGGGCGCCGUGCCCGGGUACGUCGACUUCGGCCACGGAGACGCCGCCUACCCUGCCUUCAGCUACCUCGCCCCGGGCGAGUACGCGAAGGGCGGCUACGGCCCCUGGGAGGCGCGCGAGGACACGUACAUGGACGGCAGCGACUACGCCUACCCCUACACCUACCCCCACUCGAACGGCGGCAUGGACAGCGGCGACCGCGGCGACUUCGAGGAGGACGCGGCGAUGGACGACGCGGACGGCGAGGCGGGCUACGCGGCGGCGGCGGGGGGUAAGUACGCGGCGUACCAACCCAUGCUGGUGGGGCGGGGCGCGAUGUACGGCGGCUGGUGCGGAGCCGCGAUCGAGCUCGCCUAG
Molecule: messenger RNA, 1737 nt
Organism: Schizophyllum commune H4-8
Lineage: Eukaryota; Fungi; Basidiomycota; Agaricomycetes; Agaricales; Schizophyllaceae
Exons: 4
Coding region: 1-1737 (578 amino acids)
Source: RefSeq, a predicted model, not a curated record